GCAAAUGGGCGGGAUCUUUGGUUCGUCUAGGUCACCUGUCUUAGGACUGUUAUUUCCGUUGUUACUAGUCACCAUAUCACAUUAACCACUUCAUUUCUUUACAAGUGAUCUAGAAAAUCUUGCGUAUUUUUGUCGACAUGCCUGCAUUGACUUUCUUAGGUAGGACGUGGUCUUUCGCGUCCGACGACUUUGUUUGUACUGGUAUUGUUAACUUUUUAUUGAGGAUCUUGUGCGUUUUCAUCAUGGUUAUGCCACUCACGGUAGCCAACGAUCCAACUGUUUGUCUUCCAAAUGUAAUAGACAAGAUUUUCUGUGUGCUUCUGUUUCUUAUAAUGGGAGCUUUACUGAUUUUUGACGCAGCACUAUCAUUUUCAAGCAGCAAGGGUGGAGUGAUGGAAACCAGUUUGCGUUCACCUGUCCCUUUUUACCUCGGGGCAGUUUGCAUAUUUUCCAUUGUAUCGUCAGUGCUGCAUUGUGUUAACUUGUAUUUAGUUGUUAGUAAAUACACAUUGUGUGAAAAACAGGUUGUUGAUUGCUAUAUAGCAGGGAACGCCAUUGCGGUAGCUCAUGUAAUUGGUUUCUACUUUUUUCUAAUGUUACACUAUCGUAAGGCUGGUGCCUUUUGGAGCCGAUUGACUAACGACCCUACUGUAUUCAAGCAGGGUUGUCUGAAUCCAAAUGUUAAUCUUUCCACGAAGCAGUUAGUGAUGCUUAAGCGAAGAAAGGCUGUUCAACGGAAGUUGGAAUGUUUACGGGCCUUUCGUCGCUUACCUUUUUGUAAAACUGAUCGGUCAACAAUGCAAACUGAUAAAACAAUAAUCACUUCCGCAGCGGCUUUGUUUUCAGACAUAUUUUACGAUGUAGACUUAGUCGCAAGUGAUAUAGUCGCAGGCCUCUUUCUUCUACGAUGGCAAACUAAACAGUGGGUUGGUACCGGUCAUCGUAUCCCUUUAAGCUUAAUAUAUCAAGAUACUUCUCCUUCAGAUUUAAACGUUGAUAUCUUGGUGAAAGGUGACCAGAUUCCGGAUCCAUGGCUGGGUAUUCAAAGAAUAUAUCGAAUUGCCGAAUUAGUAACUGCAGUCUACGGAAAGUUAUUAUACUAUAGCAUGAAUCUUGGUAAACCAGGUGCCACUUGUAGACUGCUUCAUCAUUUACCUUGUUGUUUAAAUUCUUGUAAUCCUGUAUCAUCUGGAAAGACAAAACUUAGUUGUUGUAUAUGCUCAAAAUAUACAUGCGAUCUGGCAGCUAUACUCGAGUUCACUUGUUUAAGAGAAGAUCAGUUUAUUAAACUGUCUUAUGAUAAUUCAGUUUACCAAUCUCCUUACUUUGUAGCAGUCGAUGAUUUUAGUAAAUGUAUUGUUAUCUCUAUCCGUGGUACUUUGUCGUUUGAUGACACUAUAGUCGACUUGCUGUACGAUGGUGUACGAUUGAGUGAAGUUGAAGAUUUUGUCGAAUCAAAAACGGGUAGACGACCAUGUUUUAUUGGACAUCGUGGUAUGGUAGAACGAUCAAGACAUUUAUACAGUUGUUUACUAACCGAUCAUUCUAUUGAAACGGCAUUUAGUAAAAAACCACAAUAUAAAUUAGUGGUAUGUGGUCAUAGUCUGGGUGCUGGCAUUGCAUCUUUUCUUUCGGUCAUCCUACACUGUAAAUAUCCUGAUGUGAAAGGUUAUGCUUUCAGUGCACCUUUGGGUAUGAUGAAUCAAGAACUAGCCGACUAUUGUAAACCUUUUCUACUAUCCAUCAUCUAUGGAUACGACAUUUUCGCACGUAUGAAUAAAUCAACGAUAUCGGAUUUCAAGUGGAGACUAAUUGAUGCUUUAUCUGCUUGUAAAGUACCCAAGCAUCGUCUUUUAAGUCGGGGAUUAUUUGUAUGCAUGCGCCGCUGUUUGUUUAAAUGGUGUUUACCUCAAUGUUUCCAACCAGAAUCUUCAACAACUGUUGGUAGUGAUACUCUACUACUGGAUGCAAGCACUCAAGAGCGUUUAAUUUACUCCCUUCCACAAAUUCCAUGUGAUAAUGACGAAAUGCGAAUUCGGUUCUCAGUAGAUGAUGAUACUUCCAAUUCAGAUUCCACGAGUGCUUAUUGUACUGCACGAUCCAGUCGUUUUCGUCCUGGUCCACGUUCAAUUUUGUGCUGGAUCAAUCCUAGUAGUCUUCCAACAGAUUCCCAAUCUAAAAUGCCUGUUUCACAUGUUCAAUAUCCAAACAAUAACAAUAUUGAAAUAAAUUCGUGCUCUUCUAAUGAAAUUCAGUCGCGUGAUCUUGAAUCAUAUGAUCUAUCUAACAGUGUGUUUGGUGGUUUAGUGCUUCAUUUAGUUGAUGUUAAGGUUGAUACAGUUGUCGAUGACAGUUCUACUGGUUUCGUGAUAGAUCGAAAUAAUUCUCAAGGAAAUAUCGAAUGCACUUCACCAAAUUGUAGUUCUAGAGUGGAAAAGAUGUUUUCAGCCAAGUCUGAUAAAAUGGGUGCAUGUUGUGUUAAACCUCGUAAAUUGGGGAAAACGAUAGUUGGUGUCUGGUCGAACCCACAACAAUUUCAAACGAUUUUAAUCCACCCGAAAAUGUUAAGUCAUCAUUUACCAGAUCGAAUUUUGGAAGCAGUAAGUUGCCUACAUCAAGAGUUACUUUCGGAAUCAGCAAACUCUUUAGAUAAUAAUGAUAUCCUAAACAGUUUAAAAUCAUCCGGUUAUAUACGAAAGUUGAAAAAUACUUCUUAAUGUUGUCGUGUUUUACCCCCAUUAUCAUUCCAGCAAGCGAAAUUAUUCAUUUUUACUGUCAUUCGAUUCAAAUAUGUACCAUCCACUAAUAUCAUUCUUUGACACCCGUUUAAUUUCAUUCCAUUUUUUGAUUUUAGUAUUGUAAAUCUAUAGUUUUUACUCUUUUGGGUUACCUUCAUGUAAUGCUUCUAUGAACCAUAUAUUUUUCACUGGUACGUUGUAUGCAAAUAACGUUUCUCUUUUUCUCAUCUGUAACAUAACUGAAAUCAAACUGAAAAGAUAUCUUAGCAAGAAAAGCAUCAAGAGUAGGUUCAUUUUUUGUCUCAAAACUUAUUGUGAAUAUGUGCAAAAUUUGUUUUUCAUCCACUUAAAAAUAUGGAUUAUUUUUGGAGUCCCGAGCUUUAGGUGCUUGUUUGAAGAGUUCUAAACAUGCCAACCCUUCAAAAUCUCUUCAACUGCUUCUACAAACACUUUUUUCAAGCCUAAUGAAUAAUACGUCUUUUUAUCUUAUUUGUUUUAUGAAAGUCUUUUUUAUUCACUUUUUGCAUCCGUGUCUUUUCAUUUACGAAAAUCAUCGUUAUUAUCCGUAUGUUAGCAAGUAUUUGAAGCCUACGAAUUUCCUAAGUGAUUUAUUACCUUAUAGCGUAGUUGGCUGGUAGUAUUUGUUUUCCCUUGAAACUUCUUAACAGACGCUUAUUUCAAUUUAAGUGACAGGUAAAUCAUACUCAUUAGUAAUAAUUUGUAUAAACACAUUAUGCAUAGCUGUGAUUUUGACUAGUCUUUCGGGGAUCAUACACGGACAGCUCAUCUGUUUCUCUUAUUUCACGGUAACAAUUAUUAAUUAUUGUACUUACCAGUCUGUUUUUAAAUGGCGAGUCUUUGCUCUCCUCUUAAAGUACUUUAAUUAUGUACUAGUUUUUUUAUCAUUCGUGAACAUACAUAUAUUUUUUGUUCAGUUUAAUAUUAAAACUGAUUGAUUUUAUAUCACUUUUUAUAAAGAAGAUUGUUAAUGUCCUUGACUAUAUUUUAUUUCAGGUCACAAUCUCUCCUUCGUUUUAAAUAGUUUUCG
Molecule: messenger RNA, 3786 nt
Organism: Schistosoma margrebowiei
Lineage: Eukaryota; Metazoa; Platyhelminthes; Trematoda; Strigeidida; Schistosomatidae
Source: the annotation of a GenBank genome assembly